UGAAGGGCAGGGGGAGCAGACCCCGGAGUCAUCCCCGAGACCCUCAACUUUGCUUCUGUCCAGCACUGUUUGCUGCCAGAGCCUGGAGCAAAGCCGAUCCACAGCAGUCUCCAGGGCUCAGGCGAGGGGUCUGCAAAACACAGCUGCCGUGGCACUCAGUGGUGCUUGGCUGCUGUUUCUGUGGGGUUGCCCUGCCAGUGGUGUAUUUCCAGCCACCUGUUCUGCUCCUUUCGUCCUGCCAGUCCAUGUGGUAUGGGGGUGGCAGCUGGAAAUCUGCAGGUAGCAGAGGACAGAGAGCUAGCCUGUGCCUUGCCAGGACCCUCAGUCCUCAGUCGCUUUGCUUUGGAAUAGUUUAGGAAAGCAGGACAGAUUGUGGACUCCUGGUAUAUCCUCUGGUGCUGGUGGCACUGUGAUUCCCUGCUUAUGCCAGGAGCAAGGGAAUGCCCUUCCUGAUCCCUGCUGUGGGCUGGAGGGAGGCAUGUGAGUCCCAUUUUUCUGGUCAGUGAUCAAUGCAUGUUGUGGAGUGCCUGAGGUUUUCUUGACUUUGCUUUGGAAGGUGCAGAGACUUACUAGCCUUGGGAAUCACUGCCUGUGUUCUCUAUCUGCUACACUCCAGCUUUGUUGUUACGCAAGGUUCAUCGCCUCCUCCCUGGGCAGACACUGUGUAUUGCCCUGCCUGGGGCAGCACUGUGGCCAGUAGUAAUUUCUGUGCCAGGAUUUUGUCCUUGUGUGCUGGGGAAAAACUCUGGGGCUGCUCUGGGAGUUUAGAUCCAACAGCUGGGCUGUGGGACUGGCCACCCUUCAAAUAGUGCAUCCCUCCUUGUGAGGAACAGAGCUGUGUGUACUGAACAAGGGGACCACCACUGGGUGUGAUAAUAGAAAUCUGCAAAAGAAACCAUGGUCUGAGUACCUAAACCACCGGGACACCCUGGCUGAGGCCCCUGCUGCCUGGCUUCAUGUGCGUCACUCUGGAAAGGAAGCUCAGAGAGAGAGAGAAGAAACUCUCCAACUCCUUCCCAGCCUGCAUCACUAGUCCUGCUGAUGGGACCAAAAUAGAAACGUGUGGCCAGCCUCUCCCUCAGCCCCAGCACCAUGGGUGACGUCCAUGAGUCCAGGGCUCACUCUCUGCGUUUCAGCCCUGGUUAAUUCAUGGCUCAAGGCUGUCAGUCUUGCUGUUCAGCUCCUCUACCAAAUGCAGCAACAGAUUGUUUACAUCAGUGCUGUCAGGUUUCUUGAUUGCCAGGAGGCAGAUUAUUUACUGUACUGGCAUAUAAACUUCAUAACAUUAUGAUGGUGGAAAGUUGUCAAGGGAUAUAAAUGCCCAGAGUCAGCCCAGGAGGCUCCAAGGAGAUGGUUUUGGUUUAAAUUAAGAUAAAACACUGUCUUCCAUGGAUUUUGGGAAGGAAAUCACAUUGUUGUAAUGGGAACAUUACUCUGAAUGUUAGGGCUGGCAAACUCUUCACUUUAUGAAGUCUCUGUUGAGGAGCUGAGCUGCUCUGGCCAGAUGUGCCUUAAAACAGAUUUCACGUUUGCCCUGAGAAGGUGGUGAAAAAGGAGAUGGCACCAUGGCAUCAUGCAGAGCUUGGGGUGAGGUGGGAUGGAGCUGCUAUGAGAAGGGUGCUGGGAAAAUGCUAUGAACUCUAUAAAAAGUCUCAGUCCCUUCUGCUCCCAGCCGGUGUUCUUCUCAGAAAACCAAGUGUGAGCAUUUUCUUGUGGAGGGCCAGGCAUGAAGGUGGGAUGGCUUUUGCCUUGCUUUGUUUGAAGCAUGGCUAGGCAGUGUCCUUCCGCCUGGGUCUGCCACUUGGAGAAGCCUACCACGACAAACUGUCAAACUGUGGUGUUUCAUUUCUUUGCCUUUCUACAAUUGUCCCACAAGGCAGCUGCCUGUCCUUGGUGUUGCACCUUAUCACCCUGACUUGCUCAUUUGAAGAAAGCGUUUUAGAAGUUCUAUCUCCUCACCCUGGUGUUCCCUGCUCCUGACUGGCUGUGAGUUAUGCUCUUGCUUCGCCAGGUACAAGAUGGAUACAAAGACUCUACACUGAUAUAGCUGCCUGUCCCUUGUGAAGAAGUGCUGUCCUGGGACCUCCGGGUUGGCCACCCAGAGUGCCCAGUGACACUGAUAGUCUUCUGAGCAAGUUUGCAAACAUGAUUAGAUACUGUUGGGAUGCCUUGCUCUCAUGCCCAUGCCCAGUAGCCCUGACGGGGACCUCUAUGCAUCACGUGCAGGGACCUCAGGGACCACAGGGCUGGGAGGAUGUCCUUUGCAGCUGCAUGCAUCUGACCACCAGCUGGUUUCUAAGCACUUGCCUUGCUUUCUUACUAGCAGAGAGGUCUGAAUUAUUCUUGAUCAGGCCCAGGACUCACUGAAAGAUGUGUUGCUCUCUGAGUACCCUGCUAGGAUCAGAAAUUGGCUUCUGCAGCCUGGAGGAGCAACCUUGCAGUUGCAGCAGUAAUCCCCUCCUCUGCAGGGUGACAGUGCAACUGAGGAUGUCCUUGUCCUUCUUCUGGGAAUACCAUGCUCCUGCAGCUCAGAAGCCUGGAAGUGGCCCAUAUAGGUGGUGGCACUUGUUGCAGUAGGUCAAAUGUAUGAAUUCUAAAAUAGAUGAGCAUAGCUCAUAGCUCACCUCUCAUGGUGCUUUGAAAGGCUCAUGGCUUGGAUGGAGCCUCCCCGUCCCUGUGCUGGGUGGAGCCCCAUCUCCUUGCUUAUACCAGACCCAGUGUGGGGAAGCUUCUGACUCAGUUUUAUUUGUGUGAUGGUAGGAGAGAUGACAGCUGGAAUGGAAAUUCUGAGUAGGAAAAAAGUGCACAGUAUGGGAACUUGCUGGUUACUGCACAGCUCACUGCAACCAAAGCUUGAGGGCUGCACCACAUCUUAACAAGCAUUUUCCUUUCCCCAUCUGGCACAGGGGCACCUUCCUCAGCAGACCUCAUCUGUGCAGGUUGCUCUUGUAAGGUCAGAGAAGCCUGGCUGGGGAGCCCCAGGGAGAGGAGAGGUCGGUGAUGAUGUGUGGGAAGCAGGAUGGGAGAGAGGGUACAGGAUCUCAGCAGGGGUGGUGUAAGGACAGUAGCAUACAUGGGAAGGUUGAAUAUCAGAGCACUGAAAGGGCAUUAUGGGCUGUGCAAGCUUGUGAUGGAAACAGAGGCUGAAGGCAACCAGUGGUGUGCCAGCGGGGUGGGAAUGAGCAGCAGCUCUCCGGAUGGGCUCCUGGGUCCCUCAGUUCCUCCAGUGCCCAGGCAGGGAGGCGGCAGGGGAAAAGCCCAGGAGAUCUUGCUGUCGUACAGGAGUGCCUAUUAAUAACACACUUUCCUUGUGGCUGAUCUGUAUGAGUCAAGUGUCUUUGCCAGGAGAAGACAGCUUGUAAACUGAAGUGGGCUCCUGCUCAGACUCUGCCAGCUCUAGUGCCACAGCAGCUCCCCAGCACCCACAGCUAGCCAGGAUGCAGGAAUCCAGCCAGCUGCCAUCAGGACAGGUGCUCGUCAUGGAACGAGGCGAAGCUCUCAGACUUGUUUCCCUGGUAGUCCCGUGGUUGGAAAAAAUGCUUUCCAGUUGACUAAUUGGAGGUUUGCUGAAAGGUCAGGAGGAGCUGAUGGUAUUAUUAUGUCCAGACUUCUCUGUGGCUUAAGGCUUGUGCUUUUAGUAUCAGCAAUGUCCUGCAGUAGGGUCCUCUAGCCUCCUUUGGUGCCAGGAGAGGGGUGCCAGAUUUGUCACUGUAUGAAGGUAACCUGAGAUCUCUCUUGCUUCUGGGCACUGUCAGGAAUAGACCAGGCUGCUGGAGGGACAAAGGGAAUAAUAAUGCAGAGGAAGGGCCAAGAGGGUGUAUGGUACAGGAUCCCUCUGCCUAUCACAGAGAGCCGGUUAAGUAUGGUACAUGGGAGUUUGCUCUAGGCUAGUGAAGCAAAGCAGAAUAGUGGAUAUCUGGAAUAUCCAGAUUCUCUUUGUGAUGUGGGCAAAGAUUAUGUCAUGAGGGACACUGCAUGUUAAGCCCUAAGGGUCAGCCUGUCUGGUUUUGGAACCACUAUCACCAAAUGAGGGAUAGCUGCUGGAUAUCUGGAGAGAUGUCUCCAUAACAGCUGAUUCACAAGCUCUAUGUCCACUGCAGUUAUAAGACACAAGUUUUUCCUCUUCGAUUCCUGCUGUGCUUUCCAAGGAUGUUUAGAUCUUGAUGGGCCAUGUUACUGCUUCAGCAGCAUCUCUGCACUGAGGCCAGGCAGGGUGUGUAGGAUGCUUUGAGGAGCCUGGUAGUAAAAAACACCCCACCUUUCAAGAGCUCUGCAGAUCAUGAGCAGACCAGAGCUGCUGUCUCCUUCCUUAUUCACAGAAGGAGAUUGAAAUGACAGUGUGUAUCUGCUCGUGAGUUGAUAUACCAGUACAUGCAGCAGUACUUCCUUACUCUGCACCCUGCAAAUGCCAGGCUGCCUCGAUCCAGCCUCCUUACCUAACUGAGCCGAGUAAUGUGCUCUAUAGAGCAACCACAGGUGCUGGCUCCUCUCCAUCUUUUCUCAGUGACAAACAAUGGAGAUGCCAGAAGUGUGCUGGUGUUAGGCCUGGGGCUUCCGAGGCUUAGCUCUUUUCGGGCCCCUCUCUGUCUAUUGCAUGGUUCCCCAGCUGCUCUGCACGCAGCUCUGCUAAUGCAUAUCAACCAUGGGCAGCCCCAGCAGUUUGUCCAUCUGUUCCACCAGCAGCAGCUCUCACACCUGCAAUACACCAUUUGGAGCUCAGGUUGGAAGUGAGAUGCAAGAGGUGGGGAUCUGUACACCUAGCAUAUCUGAGCUGCCACAUGCUGCUGUCAUGGGCUGUCAGCUGUCAGUCUUGUAAUAACCUUUCACCACUGGUGGUCAGAGCUUGAUUCCGCGUGCCAUUUACAGACAGCCCUGAAGAUAAAAAGGUCCGCAGUCAGCUAGUGCUCAAACAUAAAUGUCAAACCAAGGUUGUUGUAGCAGAUUUCCUCACGAGACUGGUGCAAAAAGGAAGGAAGCUGUGUUAAGAGAUCUUCCUGCCCACAGCAGCAACACGGUAAGCAGCGGAGCAGCUUUGUGCUGGUGGAAUAUCUGGGGUGGGAGGGAACAGCCAUUCAGCUCAUUUGAGGUGCCUUUGAUCAGUACCACGAGCUAAAGCUGGCCAAAAAGGGUCUGUUGCAAUGUGCCAAAUCCUGUGUUCUUGCUUGUGUUUUUUAAUAUGUUUUAUUUGUUCAGACAGUUUUUAAUACCUGUUGGUGAUGAUGCUCAUUGGCAGCCGUCUGAACAUGAUCCAGCAUGUGCCAAGUGGCCACGAAGGCCAACAGUAUCCUGGCCUGUGUCAGUAAGUGUGGCCAGCAGGACUGGAAAGUGACUGUUUCUCUGUACUCAGCACUGGUGAAGCCACACCUCGAGUGCUGUGUCCAGUUUUGGGCCCUUCUCCUGUCACUGAGGUGGUGGAGCACAUCCAGAGGACAGUACAGCUGGUGAAGGGUCUAUGGGACAAGUCUUAGGAGGAAUGGCUGAGGAAGCUGGAGGGUCAUGGGAGACCAACAGGCUGGAAGCAGAGUCAUCAGCAAAAUGGUGAUGCCCUCUGCAAAGCUGCAUGGGCCAUGGGUGGAUUGAACCUUCUGGUGACCAAGUACCUGCCUGCAUUGCUUGCAGUGGUAGGACUUGAGAAAUACUUCUGAGGAGGUGAUGCUUUGGCUUUGCUUUCAGUUCAGCCAGGCUUUAGCUGCCCUGAUGCUGCUCUCUGGAGGCCAUUGCCUUCCUUCCUUCCUGCCUCCUUCCCUCCUUUCCUCACUCGUCCCUACUUCCCCUACAUUACUGAGUAUAGGCAUGGUGAUAAGCCUAUAGAAACUGAAGAGCUGGCCUUCCUUGUCUGCAAGGGUGGAGGAGACCAAACCAAGCCUUGUCUUUUCCAGAAUACAAACUCACCUUUGUACUCAUCUAUUAAAAAGAGGUACAUCCCAAUGGGCUGCUUGUGCUACAAGCACUAUCAAAAACUCCAUGUCCCAUCUUACAUGCAUUUCCCAAAUAAACAGGGAAGAAGUUUCUGAUAAAUUCACCUGUUUGUGUGGGCCUUGGCUCACUGGAAGUUUGGGCCAGAGUGAUCUCCUGAAGGUUCUCUGAUAUUACUGAUCCAUAAGAAUGUAAAAGAGCAUGGGAAGAGAGGAAGAUAGAAGAAGGGGAGGAGAUGUCAGUCUGCGUGGUGAGCAGCAUGCCCAUGCUCUUGCAUGGUGGGUAGAGGAGAUGCCUUGCACAGCAUGGAAAUCUUUGAGAGUAGUGGUGGUGGUGGUGGUGGUGGCUUGUGUGUGCUUGUAGGCUGCCAUGAUCAAGUCUCCUGCCUUAGGAGCAAUUGAAGAGAAGAAAUUUGCUUCUACCAAACUAUGGGUUUUGGCGGGUUUUUUUAAAGUUGGCCUUGAAUAAAUACUCUAGCAGCUGAAGAGAGGUGGCAGCUGGAGGGUGGGAAAUGAAGCACUGUCUCUGGAGGAGGGGAGCACUGGAGCUAGCCAGAUUCAGCUCCUUCCACUCAGGCCUUUGUGUGCUGAGCCACUGAAAGUCUUGCAGCACCUUCCACCAGUGGCUUUCAACAGACCGUUGCAAUGUCCAGGCAGCCUGUCAAGCUUUGAGAGCUGGGCAGGGAAAGCAUGAGCUUUCCAUAAAGCUCUUUCUCCUGUAAGAGGGAAAUUUUGCUUAGGACAGAUGGAAUGAUCUUCCUAACUCUCCUCUCCAGCCUCUCCUGCCCCAGCCCCUCCCAACUUCCAGCUCUCCCAGACCUCUUCUACCAAAUUUUUACUGCCCUGGUUUUACUGGCCUGAUCAGUUUUCUUCUGUAGGACUCAUAAGGGCUUAAUUUCAAUUUGCUACAAAUUUGGUGGGACUGAUACCUAGCUAGAGUGGUUCCUGUGUGGAAACCAGAUGGGUCAGCAUCAGGAGAGUGGUAGGGGUGAUGGAGGUGCCGGGGCUGAUUGGCACCUCGGGGUGCACAGGGGUUCUGCUUAAUGGAGUGCAGGGAAUGCAGAGGGUCCUGGCUAGGCGGUGACACCUGCCCUGCCUUGCAGCCCUCUAGGCUGAGCUGUGAGACUCAUGGAGCAGUAAAGCUGUGGGGAGCAACACUACCACAAGGCUCAGGUGGCAUUGCCAUGUCUCCCACUCCCUGCUUCAGCCCUCUAUCCCUUGCUUCCCACUGUCCCCUUGCCCUGACAGCCACAGCGUGGCCUGGGACUCACAGGGGAGCCUACUUAAUCCCUGGUCUCUGUGUUAACAGCCACCAUCCGGAUGCAAUGGAAACCUUUUUUAGGCGGCACUUUGGGCGGAAGGGGCUGCGGCGCACCAGCGUGGUGGCUGUGCCCACAGGCAAGGCCAGGCGUCGCUCCCAGGUGGGGUUGCCCUCCGCCUCGCUGGCCCAGUGCCGCCGCGGCUCAGGCACCCCAGCGCCAUCCCUCUCCUGCCUGGGCCUGGUCCGGCGUCCCGGCACGCGUCGCCGCUCCAGCACCACACCGCCCUGCCUCAGCCCCAGGUUUGCCGUGCAGAUGAAGCGCGGAGGCCAGGCACAAGCUAUUGAUGCCCAGCUGCUGGGUCCCACUGUCCUCCUGGCCAGCCUCGUCCCCACGGGAGAGGAGGGGGACAGAGCUCGCUGCACUGACAGCACCACAUCUGAGUCUCCAGAGGACGGUGGUGCAGCAGCAGGAGCUGAGCAGGGCCAGCACGGGCAUAGUGCUGAGGAGACAUGGCUGGCCAUGCUGCCCCAGCUGCGGCCGCUCCAGGCAGGCCUGCUGUCGCGGGGCUCCCGCUGCCUGCGGCGCGCCUCCUCCCACCGCCUGCCCACCGAGGCCCUGCACGGCCGGGCUGCCUACGGCCUGCCGGGCCGCUACCGCCGCCUCAGCCAGCGCCGGCGCUCCAGCGAUGCCCCUCAGCCUGGGCUGCUCCCCUCCGGCCACCCACGGCUGGUGGCCCGGCACUGUGCAGGAGUGGCUGGAACCAAGUGCCCCUCUGCCACCCUUGUCAAGGAUUUGGGACCGGAGCCCACCUGCCACACCACCCCGGACGGCUGGAGUCCCCGGCUGCUGAAAGCUAUUGCCAAAUCAAGUCUCCAACACAUGGUAGCCCAGCCAAACCCGGCACUAGCCUUGAGGAGUGACUCAGAGAGGCAGAUAUGCAGCACUGUGGAUUGGAGCGAGGCUGCGGUCUAUGGGGAGCACAUCUGGUUUGAGACCAAUGUCUCUGGGGACUUUUGCUACGUUGGGGAACAGAACUGCAUGGCAAAGCUUCUGCAAAAACCUCUCUCCAGGCGCAAGUGUGCAGCCUGCAAGAUCGUAGUGCAUACACCCUGCAUCGAACAGCUGGAGAAAAUAAAUUUCCGCUGCAAGCCUUCCUUCAGGGAAUCAGGAUCCCGGAACAUACGGGAGCCCAUUGUUGUCCGACAUCACUGGGUGCACCGGAGGCGGCAGGAAGGGAAAUGCCGGCAGUGUGGCAAGGGUUUUCAGCAGAAGUUUGCCUUCCACAGCAAAGAGAUUGUAGCCAUCAGCUGUUCCUGGUGCAAACAAGCGUAUCACAGCAAAGUAUCGUGUUUCAUGCUGCAACACAUUGAAGAGCCCUGCUCACUCGGGGCUCACGCUGCUGUCGUCGUUCCUCCCACCUGGAUACUGCGGGUCCGGCGGCCCCAGAAUCCACUGAAAUCUAGUAAGAAGAAGAAGAGGACAUCAUUCAAGCGGAAAUCCAGCAAAAAGGGGGCUGAGGAGGGGAGGUGGAAGCCCUUUGUCAUCAAGCCCAUGCCAGCUCCUCUCAUGAAGCCCUUGCUGGUGUUUGUGAACCCCAAGAGUGGUGGGAAUCAGGGAGCCAAGAUCAUCCAAUCCUUUAUGUGGUAUCUCAACCCACGGCAGGUUUUCGACCUCAGCCAGGGUGGACCCAAGGAGGCGCUGGAGCUGUACCGCAAAGUCCACAACCUCCGGAUCCUGGCGUGCGGGGGAGACGGCACGGUGGGCUGGAUACUCUCCAUUCUGGACCAGUUACGCAUCAACCCACCUCCUCCUGUGGCCAUCCUACCUUUGGGGACAGGGAACGACUUGGCCAGAACACUGAACUGGGGUGGGGGUUACACCGAUGAGCCUCUGUCCAAGAUCCUGUCGCACGUAGAAGAUGGGAACAUAGUACAGCUCGAUCGCUGGAACCUCCAUGUGGAGCCAAACCCUGACACAAACCCUGAGGAAAAGGAUGAGGCAGCUGCUGACAAGCUCCCUUUGGAUGUCUUUAAUAACUACUUCAGCCUUGGCUUUGACGCACGGGUGACGCUGGAGUUCCACGAAUCUCGAGAGGCCAACCCAGAGAAGUUCAACAGCCGGUUUCGGAAUAAAAUGUUCUAUGCUGGGACGGCUUUCUCCGACUUCCUCACCGGGAGCUCCAAAGACUUGGCGAAGCAUGUCAGGCUGGUUUGUGAUGGGAUAGACCUGACCUCCAAGAUUCAGGACCUGAAGCCCCAGUGCCUGGUCUUCCUUAAUAUCCCAAGGUACUGUGCAGGCACCAUGCCCUGGGGCAACCCUGGGGAGCACCAUGACUUUGAGCCCCAGCGCCAUGAUGAUGGUUGCAUUGAAGUUAUUGGCUUCACCAUGACAUCACUGGCUGCCUUGCAAGUCGGUGGCCAUGGGGAGCGGCUCUGUCAGUGCCGGCAGGUGGUUCUCACCACAUCCAAGGCCAUCCCCAUGCAGGUAGAUGGAGAGCCCUGCAAGCUGGCAGCUUCCUGCAUCCACAUCUCUCUGCGCAACCAAGCCAACAUGGUGCAGAAGACCAAGCGGCGCAACUCCAUGCCUCUGCUCAAUGACCAGCAGCCAGUGCCCGAGCGGCUGCGGAUCCGGGUGAGCCGCAUCAGCAUGCGCGACUAUGAGGCACUGAACUAUGACAAGGAAAAGCUCAAGGAAGCCUCUGUGCCACUGGGGAUCAUCGUGGUUCCAGGAGACAGUGACCUGGAGUUGUGCCGGACCCAGAUUGAGAAGCUGCAGGAGGAGGGAGAUGGAGCCACGCCGAAGACACUGUCAUUCCAGAAGCUGUCACCCAAGUGGUGCUUCCUGGACUCAACCACGGCCGAUCGGUUCUACAGGAUAGACCGCGCACAGGAACACCUCAACUAUGUGACAGAGAUCUCUCAGGAUGAGCUCUAUGUGCUGGACCCAGAGCUAGUGGUCACUCAGACUGUGAGCACUUCCCCUGCCAUGCCUGACCUCGUGGACUCAUCUGCCACACCCCCUGGGCACCAUUUUGCAUUUCCUUCCUGUUCCUCCUCUCCACCCUCCUCUCCUGCCCCCAGCACUGAGCCUGAGCACUGCCUCCCACAUAAAGACAACCUUCUGAUAGAAGCUGCCAAGAGUGGCAACUUCAUCAAGUUCCAAGAGCUGCACCGAGCUGGAAGAGACCUGAUGGUGCGAGAUUCCUCGGGCCAGACUGUCCUCCACCAUGCUGUCAAAUCAGGAAGCAAGGACAUCGUCAAAUACAUCAUCGAGAAUGCUCCUUCAGAAAUCCUUGAUGCCACAGAGGAGGAGAAGGAGACACCCCGAAGCACCGUGCUGAGAAAGCCAAUGACCCUGACUUAGCUGCCUACCUCGAGAACCGACAGCACUACCAGAUGAUCCAGCGGGAGGACCAGGAGACAGCUGUGUAGUGCUUGGUGUGCCUUAGCCCAAGCCAGCUCAUGCAGGAUGAGAAGAGUACAAUGCCAACUGGCAGAGCUGUAUCUGGCCUGACCCUCCCCAGAUGCCAGCCUGGUCCCUGGAGAUGGAUACAGAAGAGCUCUGCACCAGGCUGGGCUGGAACUCUGUUUAUGAGGACAAUUGACAUUUCAGACUUGAAGACUGAUUCUUUGUGUGUCCACCCCUUCACCUCUCAUUCACCACAUUCCCUGCCCUAGGUGGGCUCUAUCCCCCAGCCAUGUUGGAGCAGGCCAGGCUGAAGCCCCCAAGGCACCCUUGUUCAUGGGAGUAAUGCCAGUGCCCCUUCCAUAGGCUCCUACCUAUAAUCCUUAUGGGAUAUCAUUGUUCAGCCCCUCUCUCUGCUGGCAGUGCCCCUCUUUUAGGUGCUUGGCUAGGUUUGUGUCCUGUUCCUCCUCUCCUGUCUGGCACAGCUGUGGGGGGCACAGGCUGCAUGGACAGACUGCAGAGGCUGUCAGCUGCAGACUGCCCCAAAGGAAGCACCACAACUCACUGGCCCUGCCUUCUCCUCCCUCCUGGGGCUGCACCAGGUCUCUCUGUUGCCCUUCUCUUCUGCAGCAGGAGAGAAAUCACUUGUGGAUCCAGCCUUUCCUCAGAGCAUCUGGGUCUGGUGCAGCCAGCAGUAGGGCAGCAGGUGCUCUCCUGUUGGGCCUCUAGUGCUCAGUCAGCAAUCUGACUCAGGGCUGGGAUGGCAUAGAGGAAGGCUAUCAAACCUUCCCACCACGCUUCUCUCCAUGGGGCUAGGUGGAUCAGUUUGUACACCCACUCUGCUGAGCAUCUUUUUGUGAGCCCGCUGCAGGAUGGUGGACGGCUGCACUCAGCUGGUGCAGUGGCAGAAGUGAGGCCUGUUUUAUUUCCCAAAUGGUGAGUUAAAUUCAGCUGCCCUCCUUGCUUCAGUUUCCCCCCCUCAAUGCUAGACUUUGCACGGGGCUGGACGGGCAGUGCUGGGGUCAGUGCUGCUCUCAGGGAUCCCCUCCUGCCCCCCAACCUGGCAACAUGCAUCCUCUUAGGCUGACUCCUGCUAUUCCCCAAACUGGGCACAGGGCUUUGCAGGGAGCUCACCCAGCUGAGACAGAAUCCACCUGGGCAGACCAUGAACUUACCCUCUCCAGUUUUAGUAGAAAGAGGGAUUUGGAUUCCCAGGAACCACCAGAGCUCCUAGCCCUGACUCAUGCCUGCGGUGGGAUGGAGUUUCACCAACCACCUGCCAUGGGGUACGAGGCACCACAAUCCAUCUCCCCUGUUGAUGCUGUACGCGCUUGAUGCCAAGACAUCAAGGCAGGCCUUAAGCAAGGCUUUUGCAGAACUGAGUCUGAGACCAGGAGGUGCCCACAGAGCAGGAAAGCUGAUGGCUUGGAGCCUAGCAGACCUGCUUGGCACUUUUGGGUAGGCUGUGGUUGUGAAGGGGGCUGCUGUUCACAUCUUGACUCUAGGAGAGGAUACUACUGAUGCUGUGUGUGGUCUGUGCAGCCCCGCUGCAUUCACACACAGCUGUGCCCACUGGGUAGUGCUGGGUGACACUGUUUGAAUUCCUCCUACUACCAAGAAAAGGGUAUGAGGAUACUUUAGGGAACCAGAAUACCCUUCAGACUUUUUGCCCAGGGGCAGGGUUUCCUUGAAGGAAAGGAGAUGAUGUACUGGGGAACAGAGGCACAGGGCGGUGCAGGGUGCCCAGGGGCCAGUGUCAGUAUUGGCAAAUCAUAAUGAUAGUGUACUAUUGCAUUGACAGCUGGGACACUCCAGAAGUGCCUGGAGUUCUCAUCAGCACUGCUGGCAGGCUACUAAUAGACACAGCACUGUCAUCUUCUCAGAGGUUCACACCACUGCUGCCCUAGACAGGAUGCCCAACUUGGCCCAGAGGCAUUUAGAGCCUCAUCUUUCCCCUUUCUCCCUUAUAGUUUUUGUACAGGUAGUUGAGAGACACACUGUCCCCCUCCCUGCCCGGCCCCUCCGUGCACCUGUGAGCUGAGCAAUUGCUGUGCAAUUCCAAGCCUGCUUAUAUUUUGGUGAAGAAGGAGGGGGUGUUGGUUACCCUGCCCCCUGAGGGCAGGGGUUCUGUGCAAUACCUGGGUCUGUGUUUCUUAGACAUUGUUGUAGGAUUGUAUUUUUGGAACUAUGUGAGGGUGCUGGCUCCAGCUGGCCCAGGGCCUGGCAUGAGCCUGUGUUCCCAUUGCUUUUCAACUUUGACUGUUUGGAUGUUGUUGUUUCUUGCCAUUGAAAUAAAGAGAUUGAUGUUUUA
Molecule: messenger RNA, 12893 nt
Organism: Haemorhous mexicanus (house finch)
Lineage: Eukaryota; Metazoa; Chordata; Aves; Passeriformes; Fringillidae
Gene: DGKZ
Product: diacylglycerol kinase zeta
Exons: 30
Coding region: 6959-10540 (1193 amino acids)
Biological process (GO): lipid phosphorylation; regulation of synaptic transmission, glutamatergic; intracellular signal transduction
Cellular component (GO): nucleus
Molecular function (GO): protein binding; ATP-dependent diacylglycerol kinase activity
Source: RefSeq, a predicted model, not a curated record